Molecule: messenger RNA, 1908 nt
Organism: Stegostoma tigrinum
Lineage: Eukaryota; Metazoa; Chordata; Chondrichthyes; Orectolobiformes; Stegostomatidae
Gene: ppme1
Product: protein phosphatase methylesterase 1
Exons: 17
Coding region: 652-1671 (339 amino acids)
Biological process (GO): protein demethylation
Molecular function (GO): protein methylesterase activity
Source: RefSeq, a predicted model, not a curated record
GAACUUGCCAUAGGGAUAACAGUCUGCCCUCUCUCUUUUUCUUUAAAAUUCAUCUCUACAAUUGACAAUUAAAAACAAACUGGAAACCUUCAUUAAUACAAGUAGAGGGUACUUACAGAAAUGUGAAUCUACAUCACUGUCUCCAGAAAAGAAUGUUCAAACUACGUAACCGAUCCAGAAAAAAAGCCCAGUGCCAACAACUAAUGUAGAAAGUCACUUCAUCUAAAGACAAGCAUAUGGGCAAUCUGUAAUAAUAAGGUUGCUGACUUGCUCAUCGAACUGUCUUGUUUUCAUUCAGAAGUUUCGUCACCAUGCUGGGUAACAUCAUCAGUGAGGCCUCUGAUGAAGCUAUGUCGUUCUACUCCGCUUGAAAUUUACACUGUCCGGUCUGUUAUGAUCCUAACAAUGACAAAUAUUAAUGAAAACUCAAGUCUGAAGUAUGAUCAAUGCAACCAACCUGUGAGCUGAAUUGCUCUAGUCCAGACAAUAUUUUGAGUGCGAGCAGCAGCGGACGUAAGAUGAACCCGGAAGAGUGCAGCUAAGGUUCUUCUUUCUUUCUGAGGGUUGGAUGCAGUGCUUCAUCAGUCACUUCCAUGCCCUGGAAGAAAGCGGGAUUUUUCCCCUGUGGCCUGGAAUCAUUACUUUGAAACUAUGGAAGAUGUUAUAAUUACAAAUGGAACAGGCAAAGACUCUUUUCGAAUCUACAAAAGUGGAUCGGAUGGACCUGUUCUUUUGUUAUUGCAUGGUGGAGGCCAUUCAGCACUCUCAUGGGCUGUAUUCACUUCCAUGAUUAUCAGUCGAGUUCACUGUAGGGUUGUGGCAGUAGAUCUACGAAGCCAUGGUGAUACAAAAGCCAGAAACGCUGAUGAUCUUUCAGCAGAAACUAUGUCAAGAGACAUUGGUAUUAUAGUGGAAACGCUGUAUGGUGAAAAUUCUCCCCCUGUUGUUUUGAUUGGCCAUAGUAUGGGUGGAGCGAUAGCCGUUCAUGUUGCAGCAAAGAAUCUGGUGCCAUCUCUUGUGGGCCUUUGUGUGAUUGAUGUAGUGGAAGGCACGGCAAUGGACGCUUUAAACAGCAUGCAAACGUUUUUACGGAGUCGGCCUAAAGUGUUCAACUCUAUUGAAAGUGCCAUAGAAUGGAGUGUGAAAAGUGGUCAGAUACGAAAUCUGGAAUCAGCAAAAGUCUCCAUGGUUGGGCAAGUAAAACUUUGUGAGGAUGAUAUCAACAUUGCAGGGAGCUCCCAUUCUUUUGUGGACACUGCUAUUCAUGAAGAGGAAGAGGAUGAGGCAGAGGAGGAAGAAGGGACAGUGAAGAAGGAGAAAGAACCUGAAUCAAGUAAAAAAUUGAAAGAAAAUAAAACCGAGUACACAUGGCGUGUUGAGCUGUCCAAAACUGAGAAGUACUGGGAGGGAUGGUUUAAAGGGCUAUCCAACCUCUUUCUUGGCUGCCCAAUCCCCAAACUAUUAUUACUAGCAGGUGUUGACAGAUUAGAUCGAGAUCUUACAAUUGGUCAAAUGCAAGGAAAAUUUCAGAUGCAAGUUCUUCCGCAAUGUGGCCAUGCUGUACAUGAAGACGCCCCAGACAAAGUGUCAGAAGCUGUUGCAACAUUCAUGAUUCGUAAUAGGUUUACAGAAGCAAAGGGUGAAAUCCAUAGCAGUUACCCCAACUUUUAGUAGAUCCAACAACCUUCAAACUCAACUUCGACUGUAUAUGCAUCGAGACCACUGAGAUAUAUCCAUGUAUCAUCGUCUGCCUAAUCUGAAUGAUACAGUGAAGCUGGAAUGUCAGAACUCCAUUUGUGCUGUUAAAUCUAUAUUGAUUCAUUGAAACUCCAGUUGUGGGCACUACAGAACGACUGACUGAAAAGUGCAACCUGUUUCUGAUUCAAACAUUAAAACAAUUAAAGGGGA